Molecule: messenger RNA, 1050 nt
Organism: Sceloporus undulatus (fence lizard)
Lineage: Eukaryota; Metazoa; Chordata; Lepidosauria; Squamata; Phrynosomatidae
Gene: GPR148
Product: G protein-coupled receptor 148
Exons: 1
Coding region: 1-1050 (349 amino acids)
Biological process (GO): G protein-coupled receptor signaling pathway
Cellular component (GO): membrane
Molecular function (GO): G protein-coupled receptor activity
Source: RefSeq, a predicted model, not a curated record
AUGAAGUUCCUCCUAUGUACAUCAGAAUGGAUUUUGAAUGAGACCUUCUUCUACAGCAGACUUGGAGUUAAUACCUCCUUCUCUUUGGAUAUACCCUCUUCAAAAGGCAUCCAAGAAUGGAUUGUCUAUUCUCCAUAUUUUAAGACAAAGAUGUUUCUGAUCCCACCAAUCAUAUGCCUUAUAGCCGCUAUCUUCGUCAUUCCUUUCAUCUUGUUUGUGAUUUUUUCCCAUGUCAACAUCCGCCAGGAAACAAGGUACUUGUUGCUGGGGAAUGCUUUGAUUUGUGAUUUGCUAUAUCUGAUACUCUACACCAUGUCUGAGGUUUUGAGUGUGUCUUACCUCAGGCUUUCCAAAAGUGCCUGCGUAGUCCUGUUGUUUUUGUUAGCAAUGACUUAUUGUGGAGGGCUGCUAACAGCUGCAGCAAUGGUACUGGACACAUACUUGGCCAUUCUUUGGCCUUUACAUUAUCUCUCCAUUUUGCCUUCUUCACGCACAAAGAAGCUGAUACUAUUUCUAUGGAUCUCUUCUGGGAUUUUCCCUGGGAUUGUCUUUUUAAUACUCAAGAGUACUCAGAAACCCAGUGUGUGUUCUAUGGAAGACUGUUCAGUUCCCAUAAUUCUGGCAAUGAUUUUACAUGGAAACAAUGCAGUGAAAUGUUGCUAUGUCCUUUCAGUCUCUGCCCUUUUCCUCUGUUUGUUCCUUGUGCUCUGUUGUUAUAUGAUCCUGUAUUUCAAAACAAAAGAGUCAGGGAUAUGGAAGAGCAUCUGCUCUAGAGCAAGCGUGACAUUCCUGAUGCACCAAAUUAUUUUGUUCUUUCAUUUCUCUCCUCUCUUGGCCACCGUGGUAGAGUCACUGCUCUAUGUUAACGCUAUCAUAGGACCACAGACAGGCAUAUGGCUCUCUCUGGUUGUCUGCAAUGUGUUGAUUAUUCUGCCCAAAGCUUUGUCACCUUACCUCUGUGGGCUCCGAUACAGAGAGAUCUCCUCCUCCCUUAAGUUCUUUCUUAGAUGGAAACAUUCUACUGUGGUGUCUCCUGCUUCUUCUGCUUGA